Alternaria atra is the source of this 1092-nucleotide messenger RNA. RefSeq lists its product as uncharacterized. NCBI's taxonomy places the organism in Eukaryota, Fungi, Ascomycota, Dothideomycetes, Pleosporales, Pleosporaceae. Gene Ontology annotation, biological process: U5 snRNA 3'-end processing; nuclear mRNA surveillance; exonucleolytic trimming to generate mature 3'-end of 5.8S rRNA from tricistronic rRNA transcript (SSU-rRNA, 5.8S rRNA, LSU-rRNA). Bases 1 to 1092 code for a protein of 363 amino acids. Gene Ontology annotation, cellular component: nuclear exosome (RNase complex); cytoplasmic exosome (RNase complex). The transcript is spliced from 4 exons. The record is from RefSeq and is a predicted model, not a curated record.
AUGCCUCGAGAAGCUGAGAUAUCGCUCAAUGAGCGCGAAUUUAUCAAGCAAGCGCUACAGGAGCAGAUACGAAUCGAUCGACGCGCGUUUGACGCCUUCCGUCCACUUGAGCUCACCUUUGGCGACGAAUAUGGUGUCGCAGAUGUUCAAUUGGGCAAGACGAGAGUCAUUGCGCGCAUUUCAGUAGACGUGACAACACCAUUGCCAGAGCGCAAGUUCGAUGGUAUCUUCCAAAUAGUCACCGAGUUCUCUCCCAUGGCUUCUCCAGCCUUCGAGGUUGGUCGUCCCACAGAUGCUGAGGUCAUCCUCUCGCGCAUACUCGAGAAAGCCAUCCGUCGCUCCAACGCUCUCGAUACCGAGUCGCUAUGUAUCAUCGCUGGCUUGAAGUGCUUCGCUCUUCGCGCAGACGUACACAUUAUCGAUCACGACGGCGGACUGAUCGACGCAUCAUGCAUAGCCGUCAUGGCUGCGUUACAGCACUUCCGACGACCCGACGUACAAGUAGAAGGCGAGAAGGCGACCAUCCUCAGUGUACGCGAGCGCGAACCAAUACCGUUAUCCAUCUUACACCAGCCGCUCUGCGUUACCUUCUCAUACUUUGAAGGAGAGAUAUUCUUGGUAGACGCAAACUUGGCUGAAGAGCAAGUCAGGCAGGGAGAGGUUAUCCUCACAAUGAACAAACAUGGCGAGAUAUGUCAGAUCGCGAAAUACGGAGGAGCCACAAUCAAUCCGCUGGCCUUGCUGAAUUGCACUAAUGUUGCACUGCAAAAGGUCAAGGAGAUGAGUGCAUUCAUUCAGAAAAGAUUGGAAGAGGAUGCCAAAGAAAGGGAUGCCGGAGGACUGAUGGCAGAGCUCAGCGCUGAGAAUGCCAGGUCUGGCCAACUGGCCAGUCUGCGACGCUUCCAAAUACUAGCAUCCUAUGCGCCGCCAGAGUUCGUCCGCCGAGCCUUUGCAUACACUAGGAAAGUUUCCAGGACGGGAUGCACCGUGGGCCCGCUGACGAUGUGGGUCGGCGAUUUGGUGGCCCCUGGCGAAGCUACCGGGAAGCCCGAAGACCAGAUCGCAAAACGCAGAUUUAGAAGUAGCAUGUGA